UGCCCGCCCUAGUGGGUGGGAGGCCCUCAGAGCCUGGGAGUGGGCCCUCUGCCUGUUGAGGUCUGCCUGCCCACUCACCCGCCCGCCUGCCUGCCUGCCCAGCCUGCCAACCCCAGGUUCCAAGCCCCAGUGGGAGCCUUGUGAUGCCGUCACUUUGUGGUUGCAUACGGCCUGAUUUCAAGGAAAGGGGUGGAGGGCUGGGGGGAGGACGAGAGAAGGCAGGAAGGCCUCCAGAAGUUCAUCUCUUUCCCUGCUCUUCCUCAUCAUCCUUCCUCUCCCUUCCUUGCCUUCCCCCUUCCCAAUCUCCUAUGAUCCUCUGUUCCCUCCCUCACCUGGCCUGGCUGUGAAGGCUCGGGGCUGGCAGAGAGGCGUCACUGCGGCAGCUACAGCAGUGAGUGGAUUUUAAACUCAAUGUCUGGUUUGAAAGCUGGGGGCAGUGCCCUCCUGGCCCAGGGGGGGCCCCUGCCCUGCCCCAUCCCGUCCUGCCCCCCCCACACGUAAGUGAACCCUCUUCCCGUGUUUCAUGAAGACUAAUCCCAUCUCCUUUGUGCCGGGGCCACAGAGAGAAAGAGAGAGAGAGAGUGUGUGUGACUGAGUGAGUGAGUGAGUGUGUGUGUGUGUGUGUGUGUGGAUAGAUGUCUUCACUUCCUUUGUUCUGACUUUGCUGGCUGUGUGGUUUGUCCACCCUGUGUUUGCAGUCACUAUGCCACCGCCACUUUUGGGGGGAAAGCAUGCAUUUCUUCCUUGUGAGGAGGUGGAGGGGGGAGGUGGGAAGGCCGCAGAUCCCUGGCUUCAUUCCGCACUUGGGCUUGUACCCCAGGGAUGGGGGCAGGGAGCAUGGACUGUGAUGCCAAAUGAGGAGCCCAAGCCCUGGCUCUGGGAAAGGGAAGUAAGAGAGAGGACCCUCAGCUCCUUCAGGCUUGAGACUCUCUGUCACCUGCCUGCCAGCCUCUAGCUCAUUCCCCUCUUCCUGUCUCUCCCCAACAUUGCUGCAAGCAUUUUAGGGUUAAUGCCUCCAACCCUAACCCUAAGAACCCUCAGUACCCUAAAUGCGUAUGCAUGCAUUUGCGUGUGUGCGCACGUGCACACAUGUGGUAUCCCAGACAGGGAAGGGAAACAUUUGGACUCCUUCCUGGGAAUAGUUUAUCAGGCCAGCUUCUGCAAGGCUGAUGGGAUUGCCCCAGCAGAGAGGCAUGCUCUGUUUUUGAGGUCUGGCCCGGCCUGGCCCCAGAUUUUCCGACUUCCUGCCUGUGGGCCCCAUCCCCAGAGGGAGGACCUUGAUUCCCUGUUAGAGGGCAUUGUCCUCCUGCUGCCCAGAAAUGAAUCGCCUCUGGAGCCUGGCAGAGCAACACGACACUGGUCAUAAGACCAAAGAGCCAAAGUGGGGCCAGGGCUCCCCUGCACCUUCCAAGCUGCGCUACUCCAGCCGCCGGCAGAGCCGCAGAUGUGGGGUGUGUGCUGCGUGCCGGCGCUGUGUGGACUGCGGUCAGUGUGACUUCUGCCAGGACAAGCCCAAAUUUGGGGGCUGUAACCAGAAGCGCCAGAAGUGCCGGUGGAGGCAGUGCCUGAAGUUUGCCAUGAAACGUCUGCUGCCUACAGCCAGGUGGGACAGCCCUGCUGUAGAGGGGGCAGCUCUGCCUCGGUGCCGGUCACGCCGUAGGAAGGGGGCCUUGGUUAAGCAGGCCAAAUCUGGGGGCCUCCAGGGCCAGAGGCUGGUCACUGAGGCACUCAGCAGUGGGCUUGAGCAGAAGGGGCUCCCUGUGCUGACGGAGGAGCUCGGUCCUGGCUUUAUGCUGCCCCCAGGGACUGACCUGGUCAUUCUGCAGGAGCAGGAGGGGGGUGAGGGCAUCCCUGUGCUUGUGCCCAGCACCAAGCCACGAGGCUCCCUGCUCCCUGCCCCCGGCUGCAUCCUCCUUGAGGAGUAUGAGUGUCCAGGCCUUGGGGUGCUCAUCUCAUCCCCCCCAGUGAAGCAGGAGGUUGAGACUUAUGGGGACCAAGCUCCUGGAGCUGCCUCCCCACCCCCUGCAGGCUUCUUUCCUGGCCUCUGCAGCAAGGCAGCUAAUAGGGCCCGACUGCAGCCUUCCCUGAAACAAGGGGAGGAAGAGGAGGCGGCCACGGCAAACACCCCUGUGAUCAUGGAGAUUUAUAGUCUGAGCGGCGCCACCCCAACAGCUGCUGGGCCCUGUGGAGGCCUGGACAGUGUCCUACAAGAGUUUCUAGCAGAGCUGAACGAGCUGCCCCUGCCCGCUCACUGGGAGGUCCUGCCACCGAGAGGGCCAGACCUGUGCCUCAUCCAGCGUUCCCCCUUGUCCACCAUGGCUGCUGCGGUCAUCCACAUCCAGCCGGGCCUCUACUUCCACGUGGUGGUGCAAGAUGUCCCCGUCCCACCCAGCCACGAGCUAUACUCAGCCCACCCGUUGCGGCUCACCACGGUGGAUGAGGUGGUUGAACUCAUCUGCAACCUGGAGGCUUAUCGUCUGUGCCCUGGCUGGCCUGGCAGCUGGCAGCAGGGCCCACGUUCUCCAGACUGCGAUGUCCUAGUAUAUGAGGGCCGCUGCCGGGCCUGCUGCCGAAAGCCUUGCACCUCGGGGGGUGGCAGUAGCUGAGCAGGUGCCUUUUCCCUGGGUCCCCAUGCACUGAGCUGGCCUGUGGGCUCCCUUUCCCCUAGCUCUCCCUACUACACUGUGUACGAGUCAGUCUACACUGGAAGGGCUGAGGUGAGAACAGAUGUCUUCUCCCCCUGCCUCCCCACAAAAGCCAGCAUUUACCCACCUCCCACUAUGGACUGCUCUGAGGAUCCCCACUUUUCUGGCCUGCCCCAGCCCUCCGUGUGGUUUCCAAGAGAACUGUCAGUCCAUGUCUCCAAGAUCACCCCCCCCCCCCCAAACACACACACACUCGCCCUAACCUCAGGGACACGGGCUGGGCCCAUGUAGAGAAGAGUCAGAGUGAGGGGGGCGUGGAAGCUCGGGUUUGGAUUCUGGAAAUGGAGCCUCUAGGGAGGGGCAUCUGCAGGGCCAAAGAGCUACUCCUUCCUCUGCUGUGCCUUCCUCCCCCCAAGAGAAGCAAAAGGAAUCUAUUGUUUUUAUGUACUCUAGUGGCCUGCUUAGCUGGCCAGCUGGGCCCUGGCCUUUCUUUGCUGCCUUUACCUUUAUUUUUCUAAAUAAACUAUGGUGACAGUGU
Vombatus ursinus (common wombat) is the source of this 3183-nucleotide messenger RNA. RefSeq names its product methyl-CpG-binding domain protein 1-like. Gene Ontology annotation, molecular function: DNA binding; zinc ion binding. The transcript is spliced from 8 exons. The record is from RefSeq and is a predicted model, not a curated record. The coding region runs from base 1320 to 2606 and encodes 428 amino acids. NCBI's taxonomy places the organism in Eukaryota, Metazoa, Chordata, Mammalia, Diprotodontia, Vombatidae.